Molecule: messenger RNA, 1536 nt
Organism: Miscanthus lutarioriparius
Lineage: Eukaryota; Viridiplantae; Streptophyta; Magnoliopsida; Poales; Poaceae
Source: the annotation of a GenBank genome assembly
AUGCUCCGUCAAAAAUCGAAUUUGGCUGCGCGUGGGUGGGAGUGGGUCACGGCCCGAUCCACGCCGACUCACGGGUGCGAGAAUAAUCACCACCCGAGGCCUGGAACUCUCUCGCGUCUCGCUUGCACGCUGCGUCACUGCGGGCUCCCGAGUCGGGCACUCGCGACCUCUGCGUCCUCCUCCUGCGCCGCCGCCGCCGCCGCCUCCGAGCCGUCCACCGCAUCCUCGCGGCCGUCCACAACUUCCGAGCGGUCCACCGCAUCCUCGCUGGAGUUUGCGGCCUCCUCACCGGCGUCCGCUGCAUCCGAGCCGGCCGCCGCCGUCCAUUGCCUCAUUGCCGGCGUCGCCCCGGCGGCCUGCUCUCUUGAUCAAGGGUUCAAGACGCUUCUACUCUCCCACCGGCGGCGGCGACGGCUGCUGCUCUCCCACCAACGGCGGCUGCUGCUCCAGAUUAGAAGAAAGGUGCAAGAAGGAGAAGCUGCUCCUCAACCUCGACCCCAAGAAAACUGGAUCAUGCCGCCUGACCAAGUAUCAGGACUUGAAAAGGCUUUGGUUGAACUACUACAUGAUCACAACAACGACUGUUAUAGGAGUCAGAACGCGUGGUCCACAGAAGCAUGGAACAGAAUCGUCAAAUUGGUCCAUGAGAAGUUCCCCUAUGUCAAAUUUACAAAGGUUCAAAUUCAAGACAAAGAGAGAGAGCUUAAGAGGGAAUAUAGAGUUCUAAAAGAAGCAAGACAACAAAGUGGUGCGUCAUGGGAUGAUAAGCUGUGCAGGAUUGUAGCAGAUCAACCUGUUUGGGACAAAAUCCUUUCUUCUCAUCCUAAGGCCAAGAAAUUCCAGAAUGAAUCUUUCCCAUUGUUUGAGGCUUUAGGAGAGCUAUAUGACGGACAAACUGCCGAGGGAACCCUGAACUUCACCUCAAUUGCCCCUUCCCAAGUUCCUAUCACUCAGCUUUCCCAUGUUCCUCUCACUCAGCCUUCUCAAGCUCCUCUCACUCAGCCUUCCCAAGUUCCUGUCACUCAGCCUUCUCAAGUUCCUGUCACUCAGCCUUCUCAAGCUCCUGUCACGCAACAUUAUAUAGGAGAAGAUGAAAAUUUCCCCUUUGACUCUUCUGUACACAAUGUUGAAACUGAUGAUGACGAGUUGAGGAUAUUGGAACAGCCAGUUGCAAGUGGUGCCGCUGCAAGGUCAAGAAUGGGAAAAAGAGUUGCAAGCGCUACAAGUAACAAAACAGAAAAGGCAGCACGAAGGCGUCGACAAGAUGGAAAGGUGGUUGAGAUGAUGGGAAGGUUUAUAGAAAUGAAAGAGAAGCAAGAAUCUAUGCGGCAAGAAAGGGCAAGAAGUAAUCAGCAUGAGGAUGAGUUCCUCAUCCCGGUGUGCAUCGCAGUUGUGGACAAGAUGGAAGAUCUGUCAGAUGAUGAGAAGGUCGAGGCUUAUGAUGUCUUCAAAGAUCCACAAAACAGGGCCAUUUUCAUGACCGCGAAAGACUCUACACGACUCAAGUGGUUAAGGAAGAAGAUUAGAACUGCAUAA